Messenger RNA from Vitis riparia (riverbank grape), 1623 nucleotides. RefSeq lists its product as uncharacterized. The transcript is spliced from 4 exons. The record is from RefSeq and is a predicted model, not a curated record. NCBI's taxonomy places the organism in Eukaryota, Viridiplantae, Streptophyta, Magnoliopsida, Vitales, Vitaceae. Bases 1 to 1623 code for a protein of 540 amino acids.
AUGAAACAAACCGAGUUGCUAAACAAGGCCCCAACCCCAACUGCAGCGGCGGAUACUGCCCUGAUUGGCAUAAAACUCGAUGGAUCAAAUUAUGCACUAUGGUCCCAAGUUGUGGAGAUGUUUAUCUCCGGGAGAGACAAAUUAGGGUACGUUAACAGUGAUUUACCCCAACCUGAUCCAACUAAUCCAUUAUUUCGACGAUGGAGAAUCGAAAAUGUCGUCGUCAAAGGCUGGCUCAUCAACACCAUGGACUCAUCCCUUGAGGAGAGGGUCUAUGUGUUCCUUGACGGGCUUGAUGAUCGACUCGACCAAGUCAGGAGCACCGUGCUACAGAUGCAACCAUUUUCGACGAUUGAGCAAGCCUACACGUGCGUCCGGCGGGAAAUGGUGCGACAAACAAUGAUGGGGAAUGGUUUUGAUGAAGGAAUGGGAAUUGGGUUGGCUUCCAAGGGGCUGAAAACGGGCCCCAACCCAUUUGGAAAAGACGAAGUUCUAGUACUCAAUAAAUCUAAUCCCACUAGUCCAAAUUCAAAGCAAUGGACAGAAGGCUUAAAGUGCUCCCAUUGUGGAAAUUCCAAACACACAUGGGACACUUGCUUUAAGCUCCAUGGAUACCUAGACUGGUGGCAUGAGCUCCAGGCUAAAAAGAAACGUAAUGACACCAAUAUUGAGCCCAGUACUAGUAAAACGACAGUAGCAGCAACAAAACCCCAAUUGUCUCUACUUCCUACUGACUCUACCAGUAACACGCCAAGUAUAGCAUCUCUUAGAUCUACUAGAAGCAGUGAAUGCAACUUGUGGAUCCUAGAUUCCGGAGCCAUGGAUCAUAUGACAUUUGAUGCACAGGACUUUUGUCAGCAUACCGCUCCAAGGCGAACUAGCAUUGCAAAUGCUAAUGGUACUCUUUUAUCGGAUAUUCUCACGAAGGAAAUUAUUGGGCGUGGUACUAAGAAGGGGGGACUCUACUAUAUGGAUGACUUCAAAAUGGGACAGGCACAUCAUGUGGGACAGUCGGAGAAGACACAUGAUGAAGAGUUGAAUUGGUUCAAGGACAUCCCAGACAUCCCACUGACUAUAGAGCUACCAACUACCAUGGGUAUGGAACAGACUACAGAGCCACCAAUGUCGACUACUGAGACACCCCCUCAUUCUACAGUACCUCAUGACCCAACUUCUGAGAAUAUUCCUAAAGAGAUUCUUGAGGUAAGUUCUCCUCUUGUCACAAAACAUUUAACUGAUGAUGGUUAUCAAUUACCUCCCAGGCACAAUCGUGGCAAACCACCAAAACGCUACUUUCCAGAUAUUGAGACACACAAAUCAAAGUACCCAAUUGUCGAUUACGUCUCAACAGAGAAGCUCUCAGAAUCCUUAAAGAGCUUUUCUAAUGCAUUAUCGGUGCAUCACAUUCCUACAGGGGUAGAGGAGGCUCUACAAGACCCUAAGUGGGUCCAAGAUAUGAAGGAAGAAAUGGAAGCAUUGUUGAAAAACAAGACAUGGAUUCUUGUCUCUUUACCAGAAGGCCACAAGACAGUGGGGUUCAAAUGGGUAUUCUCCAUCAAAUACAAGGCGGAUGGGUCAAUUGAACGCUACAAAACAAGACUUAUAGCGAAAGAAUAUACGUAG